Messenger RNA from Echinostoma caproni, 633 nucleotides. Lineage: Eukaryota; Metazoa; Platyhelminthes; Trematoda; Plagiorchiida; Echinostomatidae. The record is from the annotation of a GenBank genome assembly.
UUGAAAGAUCAAUUGAUGCGACAAAUCAAUCCCCUCACUAUCACCAGGCCGCAUGUGACAGUUGAUGCUCUGGUUCAAUUGUCAACCUACCUGACUGAAACGGGAUAUUCGCAACUGGCAUUCCCAGUCCUACUUCUACAGGAAUAUUUGACCAGACCGUGUAUCUUAAGUCAGGCAAAUUUAAGCUGUGCCUCGUCUACGUCUAACCUGCUUGUUCGUUUAAAACUCAUGGAGUUGUGCUGUUAUUUGAAUUUGGAAAACGGGAUCGCUCAUCAUCAGGGUUUUCUUGGCAACUUGGGACCGAACGAAGACGAGAUAGCGAAAGCCCUGAUCGAUGAAGCUAGUCAGUCGGGUCGAAAGGUGUGCAGUCGCCUGACCACAAGUUGGCUGGAAAUAGCCGAACGUUUGAUUCAACUAAGUCAAGGGACCUCUGCAAGACAGUACUUGGAAUUAGCUGAACGAUUUGGCACAGGUCAAUUACAUCAAAGACGUUUGUUAUUUGCCAAGGCGAAGUUGGCUCUAGUCGAAGGUCAGUAUGGUCUAUCACGCAACUUUCUGGCCGAACUAUCAGUAAGUUCAACUCGUGUGAAAUUGUGUGAGGUUGUUCUAGUACUAAUUGUAGUCAAAGCUUAA